Molecule: messenger RNA, 2671 nt
Organism: Daucus carota subsp. sativus
Lineage: Eukaryota; Viridiplantae; Streptophyta; Magnoliopsida; Apiales; Apiaceae
Exons: 6
Coding region: 449-1105 (218 amino acids)
Source: RefSeq, a predicted model, not a curated record
UUCAUUUUUUCCACCUUUAACAUAUACAUCAUUUUCUUCCUUUCACAUUCCUAUUCAUCAAAACUUGGUUGCCAACCAUCUCUCUCUCUCUCAUGUACUUGUCACCAACCGACUAGUACAUUUCUUCAUCUAGCUCUCUUUCAAUGGAGAUCUAGUGCAUAAUCCAUUUGCUUUACUUUCUUUUCUCUUUUCUAUGGGAAAGCUAGAGUUUUGCUUAGAUAAGAUAAUAUUGGUUGGUCUUCAUAAACCCUAAACCUGUGAACUUGGUUCAUACAUGCAUGUACAUCAAGACUCAUCAAACCAUUCUCUUUGAUCUCUCCAUUCUACAUUCAUCUUGCUCUCUUCAACAUAUCCAAGGGUAGCCAUCUGCAGGGACAUCUAGCCACUCUUGUUCAACUUUCAUAACAUCAAGAUUUGGCCACUUACACACACACUCUCACCAAAGCCAAUGGAUUCUGCAAACAGUGGAAGCAUGCAGUCCUCCAGUGGUGGAGAUGAAGAGUAUGAUUCUUCCUCACACCCUCAUGAUCAUAAUUACCUCCUUAAUCCUCAAACAAACCCUCUAAACCACUUAACUCACACCAAUCCAUCCACUUUCUUAUACUCCAAUGACCCUUACAACAACAACAACAAUAUUCUCCCCACCUUUUCACACUCACCAUCUACUUCAACUCUCUACAAUACCACUAACAUUCAAGACUUUUGGUCUUCAAACCCUCAAAAUGACCAAACUACCCAACCACCAUACACACCCUCACAAUCUCUCAAUCUUGACCAUCCACUCUCAAAUUCUCUCCCACAACCUGAUCAUAAUCCUUCAAGUCAUGCAUCGAAGAAUCCGAAAAAGAGAACCAGAGCUUCCAGGAGAGCCCCCACCACAGUCCUCACCACAGACACCUCCAACUUCAGACAAAUGGUGCAAGAAUUCACUGGCAUUCCCGCAGCUCCCUUCUCCACCGCCACUUCAGCCUUCUCUCGCCGCCUCGACCUCUUCAGCGCCGCAAGAGCCACUACGCCAUAUAUGGCCUAUGGCAAUGGUGUAAACACGAGUGUUGCAAAAUUAUGUUGCAUUAGAGGCACUAAUUCAUACCUACCGCAACGAUAGCCAUUUAUGUCCAUUUGAUGUUGCAAUAGCCAAACAUAUGUGUUGCAUAGAGUAUUAGUAAAAUAAUUAUUUAUAAUUUGAUAAUAAUAUUCACAUAAAAUAUAAUUAUAAUAAAUUUAAAUGAUUAAUUGAUAAAAUAUAUUAUAUUAAACAUGAAAACACAAUUCUUUGUGAAAAAAGAUUAAUUUACAUAUAAUCGCUUUAAAAUAAUUAAAUAUAGUAAAAGUAGUAAAUUUGCAUAAGAAUAAAAUAAUAAUACUAAAAUUGAAUAAAUUUUAAAAGUAAAGUAUAUUAUUUAUAGAAUAUGUUAUUACUUGAUUUUAAAUAAAUAACACAAAUAAUUUAUUUUAAAUAAAUUACUAGAUAUAGUAAUUAACUGAUAUUUUUAUCGAUUAAAAAUUUUUCGAAUACAAUCUAUUACUCUAUUAUCUUUAAAAAAUAUAAAAAUAAAGUAAAAUUUUCAAUUUUCAUUAUGGUUUUAGGCGGGUUAAGUUUUUGGACAGGCGGACAUUUUUUUUUUUGAGAGGGCGGGUUAAUAUUUGAAGAAGUGAAAACACACUCUCAAAAAUUAAAAUGUCUACCUAUCCACUCUGGACAUUUCUCUUUGCCUCUCUUCUAGAUCUAGCCAGUUCUCUCUCUCUCUCAGAUUUCUUUCAACUGAGCUGUAGAUAAAAGUCAAUUGGCUUCAAUUGAGAGUUAAACUUUCACAGAUCAAUGGAAAUGGGGACUCCUUGAACCGAUUCGAGCUUCAAACAAAACUAGGGUUUCAUGUUUGAAUUGGGGGUGUUUGGUUUUUGGUUCUGUUUUUGUGAGACUCACUCUGUUUUGGUACUAAUUUUGUUUCAUCUCUUUGUUCCAGUGCUAAUUUGGGGUUGAAUAAGUUGGGACUUAGCUUAAGCUUCUACUUUAAGGGAAGUCUCUCUUCUUGGAAAUGUAAAGGUAGCCUGGACAUGUUCAGGUGCAAGUGUUUGUCGAGGUUCAUACAGAAUUAUCUCCAUACUGGCAUGGAAAUAUAUAUGGCAACUGCUUGAAAAAUUGCUAAAGAGUCGAUGGAAUUGAUUGAUGAUGAACGUGUGGAACUCAUGGAUAUUGCAGCCUCUUGGAAAAGGGUUGCCCUCAAUAUUAUCUCUUGAUAGUGAUGCUUUGCAAAACCUUGAGUUAUUCAAAGGAUUGGUGUAAAAGCAGCUAGAGGCUGCUGAAAUGAAGGUUAUGGUUGCUCCUUUGCUCCAAAGCGAAUCUGGUCAAUUUUCUAUUGCUGAUAUGGUUCUUCACACACUGCUGGACUGGCAGCCAGAAGUCUGGGAUCUACCACCGUUCGAAGACUAUGUGUGCCAAUUAAUCCACUUAUAGCAUAUAUAAGUGUAGAACGUACAUCUUUAUAAUUUUGUUCAAUUGACUGGUAGUGAGUAGCAGGAUGUACUUUGAUUUGGUAGUUACUUUGGUUUUUAGCAACUUAGAUUUGGUUGGAAUUUUGGGAUGUUUAAUAUUUAAAGAGUAUAUUUUUAAUUUCUUUCAGUAAAUAAUGUUGCCUUUGAUUAAUAAAAUGUUGCAGCUCAUAUAGUAAAA